AUGUAUGCGGGCCGCAUUGCUUGGCCGUGGGCGUGGGACCGCGACUUGCGGCCCGGCUAUGACAUCCACUUGUGGACCAUUCCGAUUGAGUUUUCACAUGCCAUGCUGCUGUUUGUCGUGCUCCUCGCUCUGGCGCCGCUUCGCACACAUUUACGGCAGGUGCUCACUGGCGUUCUCGCAGGGUAUUGCUUGGCAUGCGGGCGAUGGGCGGCAUUUGAGUUUCUGGCGGGCUUCUUUUUGGCGGAGGUGCAUGUCCUGCGGGCGGCGACGGCGGUGCCUGGUGACCAUCGGUCUACGACGUUGAGUCAUCUCGCUGUAGGGGCUUUCCACAGCACAGUGCUUGCCGCCUGUCUUUUUGUCGCCGGAUGGCCCAACGAGGACGCCGACAAGACACCAGGAAUCCGGACGCUCCUGUCCAAUACGCCGGCGUGGUUUCUCAGCAAUGGGCGAGACGAGGCGUUGACUGAAAGGGAAGACUGGGGCGAGGCCCUCUUGGAGCAGAAGUUCUGGUUCGGCUUGGCCGCUGUGCUUUUGGUGUGGUCGUGCGGUGAGUUCGCCGCGGCACGGCGGCAGUUUGAGCGCCCCCUGCCGCAAUACUGCGGCCGCAUCAGCUACGCCGUGUAUCUCGUCCACGGACCAGCCCUGGAUUACUGGAAAGACAUGACGGACAGGUCGGUCAAGCCCAUCGGUAUGGAGACGGCCGUACAGCGGAUGACGGCUUGGCUUGUGGGUCUCCUCUUCCUGGGCAGCCUGGUGGUCUGGCUGGCGGACCUGUUCUGGCGGCUGGUGGACGCGCCGAUUGUGGCUCUGGGACGCACUGUCGAGCAGGUGUGUUUGCAAACAGACAGAGGCAACGAGGCGUGGUUGUGUCCAGAGGCAAAGAAGGUUGAAGACGCACACGGGUUAACUGUCAUUGUUGGUUAG
Messenger RNA from Sporothrix brasiliensis 5110, 924 nucleotides. Its product is annotated as hard surface induced protein. Bases 1 to 924 code for a protein of 307 amino acids. NCBI's taxonomy places the organism in Eukaryota, Fungi, Ascomycota, Sordariomycetes, Ophiostomatales, Ophiostomataceae. Gene Ontology annotation, cellular component: membrane. The record is from RefSeq and is a predicted model, not a curated record. Gene Ontology annotation, molecular function: acyltransferase activity, transferring groups other than amino-acyl groups. The transcript has a single exon. Gene Ontology annotation, biological process: polysaccharide biosynthetic process.